UGUGCGUCUGAGCGCCAGAGAGCCAGAGCACCGGGCCCCAUCUGCGCCUCAGUCUCAGUCCGCCUUCAUCCGUUCCGUCCGCCCUGACACACACACGCACACGCACGCACACAAGCACGCACACAGAGGAUCUGCAGCCCGGCGGCGGCACCGAGGGGAGGGGACAUGUACUGAUACUGAACGGACCGGGAGCGCAGCGGCACCACAGCAGCGCGUGCUCCUCUUGUCGGAUUUCCUUUUUCCUCUCAGGGUUUUUAUUCUUCAGCUCUGAGGCUCCGCUCCUGUUGUGGAUUAUUGCUGCGGCUCUGAGUGAGACAUGGAGGAGUCCAGCUCUCAGAAGUUUGCCUGGGACGGGGACGCCAAAGCGGUGCAGCAGUGUCUCACGGACAUCUUCACCAGCGUCUUCACCACGUGCGACAUCCCGGAGAACGCCAUCUUCGGCCCGUGCGUCCUGAGCCACACGUCGCUGUACGACAGCAUCGCGUUUGUGGCGCUCAAGUCCACCGAUAAACGGACGGCGCCCUACAUCUUCAGGGUGGACACCUCGGCUGCCAACAGCACCUCCGAGGGUCUGAUGUGGCUCCGGUUGGUCCAGUCGGCCCGGGACAAAGAGGAGCAGAACCUGGAGGCCUACGUGAAGAACGGUCAGCUCUUUUAUCGCUCACUGCGCCGCAUUGAGAAGGACGAGGAGCUGCUGGUCUGGUAUGGGAAGGACCUGAUUGACCUGCUGCUGCUCAGCUCCAGCAGAGCGCCGCUGAAGAGCAAAGGUUCGUCCCACCAUUCUUGUCCUGACUGUAGCCAGAGGUUCCAGUUCGAGUUCCCGUUCCUGGCCCAUCUGCGGUUUCGUUGCACCAAAAGACUUCAGAGCAUCACUGAGGUCGACAAGGAGCCGGGGAAAGAAAGCAGCUCGCAGCGGCCCAACAACACCCCAUCCAGGACCAGCCCUAAGCACGGCCGCUCCGAAGGCUUCUGCAGUCCGCACGACACCAACAAACCCUCCACGGACUUCCACAACCUGGCCCGGGAUCUGGAGAACAGCAGGAAAAGCCCGCCGAGCGACAAGGAGGCUGAGAUCUGCAGCGAGAGUUCAGGGAAGAGAAAGUUCUCAGAUGUGGAAGACCGAGAGUGUCGAGGCUCGGGCCUUCCACCGUCCAAGUCUAAGGAUGAGCUUGCAACUUCAGCGCAGAACUACAGAGGAGUUUACGGCCUGGAGGAGAACCACAGGUCCUUCUCCCCGCCGGGCUCCACGGAGCCUGGGGAAGCCAAGCGCAGCGCCUUCACAGAGGUCAAGAAGUCAUCCCAGAACCUCAAGCACCACAGUGGCAACAAAAACCUCCAGAGCUCCAACUCUGAAAACAAAGAUGGAGGUCGCCUGAGCAGCAACCCUCCAGAGAAGCACCUGAACAUCCGGCAGGUGCUUUCAGAGACACAGCCGCCCCAAACCUCGCCCAUGGGCAGCGCUUUUACCUCCGUCGGUCAGCAGGGUAGUGGAUCGGAGAGGAAGAGCGCCUUCAGCCAACCAUCUCGCACCUUCUCACAGAUCUCCCCACUGGUGAUGCCCCCCAAGCUGCUGGACUGCCACCCAGCUGUGGGCGACACCAUCUCCUCCAACAGACUCUAUCAGGCUGACCACCUCGCUGCCAAGCUGCAGGGGGCUGAGCUUGGCGCCAACUGCCCAGUUCCCGGAGGCAUCGGGAAGCAGAACCCUUUUGUGUACGCCACCGCCUUCUGGCCGAAGAACUCGGGACCCAUCCAGCUCCAGAUGCCCUCGGCCCUCACGCUGCUGCCCCCCUCCUUCACCUCCCUUUGCCUGCCGGCCCAGAACUGGUGUGCCAAGUGCAACGCCUCCUUCCGUAUGACCUCAGACUUGGUUUACCACAUGAGAUCCCACCACAAAAAAGAGUACGCCAUGGAGCCUCUGGUCAAGCGGCGACGCGAGGAGAAGCUCAAGUGUCCCAUAUGCAACGAGUCCUUCCGGGAGCGGCACCACCUGUCACGUCACAUGACCUCCCAUAACUGACUUCGGUGGAAGCAGGGACCCCCCCUAAACCUCUCCAGCACCCGUGCACUUGUCUCCACUUCGGAUUUGAACUUUUUCUUUUGGUCUGUUUACGUUUCCUGUACAAACGUCACGCUUGAGUGUGAGCAAAAGCAUUUUGACAAAAGCAAAAUACAAAAAAACAAACUGAAAACUAUUUAUGAAGCACCUAAAGUUUGAGAAUAAGUGAAGAUUUGUGUAAAUGUACAGUAAGUGGUAUUUUAUAUGAAUUCAGAUAUCCAGAUGAGUGACAGACGUAGGCACGCAUCGACACCGCCUGGUUUUUUUCUCAUGUUUACGAUGAAUAUGGACUCAAAUUGGGGAUUUUAUGUCAGACUAUAUUUCAGAGUGCAUGUAAUAUUAAAGAAUAUUGGUUUAAGAUGCAGUCUAUACGUUGAAAUACAAAGUGUAAUAUUUUGUGUCAGUGGGGAAUAGUUUCAGUGUUUCUUCCUUUUGCAAAGAUUUACUACUUGAUAGUUUAUCUGAUCAUGUUGAAUGCAUUGACAAUAAAAUAGCUUUAUUUUCAACUCUG
Nothobranchius furzeri (turquoise killifish) is the source of this 2570-nucleotide messenger RNA. RefSeq names its product PR domain containing 8b (gene prdm8b). Gene Ontology annotation, molecular function: protein binding. The record is from RefSeq and is a predicted model, not a curated record. Gene Ontology annotation, cellular component: nucleus. Gene Ontology annotation, biological process: regulation of DNA-templated transcription; oligodendrocyte development. Lineage: Eukaryota; Metazoa; Chordata; Actinopteri; Cyprinodontiformes; Nothobranchiidae.